AUGGCGGCACCCAGUGGCAGUGUGAACUGGGAGGAGUUUGCCCAGUUCCAGGAAUUACUCAAAGUGAUAAGGACAAGUGAUGACAGAAUAGUAUAUAAAUUAAACACUAAGGUUCUAACAGCUUCCUUUGUAGGGAAAAUUGAUGCCAGCCAAACCUGUAAACAAAUUUAUGGGUCUUUGAUGGCAGCUCUUGCCAGUAGGAACAGAGUCAUAAAAAAUUGUAUAGCCCAGACCUCAGAAGUAGUAAAAAACCUCCAAGAAGAGAGAGAAAAUAAUUUGGACAACUUAAUGUUAUUAAAGCAACUCAGAAAAGAACAGACAAAGUUGAAAUGGAUGCAGUCAGAACUGAAUGUUGAAGAAAUAGUAAAAGACAAAGGCUGGAAGGUGUUUAAUAAACGGUGUCAAAUUCACUUCAAACCUCCAAAGAAUGAAUAAAGAAAGAGAGAUUUUUUUUUUUUUAAGGACUGGGUCAUCUCAUAAGAGGUAAGUAUGACAGAUAUCAAGAGGGCAGGCUU
Molecule: messenger RNA, 515 nt
Organism: Pan troglodytes (chimpanzee)
Lineage: Eukaryota; Metazoa; Chordata; Mammalia; Primates; Hominidae
Product: protein MIX23-like
Exons: 2
Coding region: 1-435 (144 amino acids)
Cellular component (GO): mitochondrial intermembrane space; mitochondrion
Source: RefSeq, a predicted model, not a curated record